Molecule: messenger RNA, 3727 nt
Organism: Acanthochromis polyacanthus (spiny chromis)
Lineage: Eukaryota; Metazoa; Chordata; Actinopteri; Pomacentridae
Gene: znf185
Product: zinc finger protein 185 with LIM domain
Exons: 34
Coding region: 214-3279 (1021 amino acids)
Source: RefSeq, a predicted model, not a curated record
CCUCGAGAGAUACUGCGUCGACUUGCUGUAGAAAGAGCGAAUUUACAGCCCCAGGAAUUGUAGAAAGUUCUAUUUGCAUUCUGAAUUUGGCAAUACUCCACCAUUUUUGCAUGAGCUGUAGUUGUUACCUACUUUCAGAUAAAGGAAUACUCGCCAGGGUUUCAUUGGUGGCCUGUAAAGAAAACUGAACAAAGACGCGGCAGAAAAGCAGCCAUGUCAACCGCGGGAGAAAGAGAUGCUGUAUUUCGUACCACCAAAGUCCGGACCAAACUGAAGGGAGAUGCCAGCUGGUUGCAGCGUCGCAAUGAACCUCAGGCCGAAACCCAGGAGGAGAAACCAUGGGUGGCAGAGGUUAGAGCCAGCCGUUUGAACGGAGCCCCUAUUGAGACCAGUCCAGAGUCUUCACCAACGAAAGCCACACCGCCACCUAUAAAGAGCGACGCUGACAGAGCACCGACUUCAGGAUACCUGAUCAGAGGCGUUUUCACUAAACUAGACAAGCCUGCUCCAUCCUCAACGUAUAAUGGUUUUAGCAAAACAACACAAUUCACCAAAAAACCUUCAGAGAGCUACAAGAGAAUAGCCCCCCACACUGUGAGGCCCACUUCAGAGAACCAGGAGGGCCAGCUUAGCCUCGAGGAGCAGGAGAGACGGACGGAGGCAGCCAGUACUGUUCUGAGGAAAUCAGCCGCCAGGCAACGGUCUUAUGUGCUUUCUGCUGCUCAGAAAUAUGAGUCUAAAGAAAAAGCACCUGACACGUCACUGGUCAGCAGCACUCCAUCAUUUGUGGCUAAAAGGGUGGAGAUUACUGAUGAUGAUGAGAGCGCUGUGGCUCCAGCACCUGCCAGCGCUGUGCCACCAUCCCCUGCUGUUCCCGUCACAUCUGUUGCCUCUGUGCCGGAGCCCAAACCUCGGAAACUAGUCAGCACCGGUGCUAAGACAGCUGUUGAUGUUGCUGUUAAUGAGCCAGUAGCUCCAAAGGUGGAGGAGGCUACCCCAGAGCCUGUGAAGAAAGACCCCCUGCCGUUGUCUGUCACAGGAAAAGACCCAUUUGAAGACAUGAAGCCUGACUGCACCAAGGUGGCCACUCCUCUCCCUGAGCUGAUCGCUGAGUGUAUUCAGGCAGUGUCUUCAAAGCCAGAACCUGAGAAGUUAGACGUUUCUGAGCAGGAUGACACCCCUCUGGCUGAACGUUCCCCUCUAGUGUUACCUACAUACGCUGCACCCAAAGUCGAAGAAACACCUGCACCAGAAUCUCCUGCACCACAACCGGUUGCCCCGCCUACAACUGUCCCAGAAGUACCUGGUCCAGUGUCUCCCCUUCCACCAUCACCUGCCUCUAAAGCUGAGCCAGAACCAGAGCCUGUACAAGAACCAGAGCCAGAACCAGAGCCUGUACAAGAACCAGAGCCAGAGCCAGAACCAGAGCCUGUACAAGAACCAGAGCCAGAACCAGAGGCAGUGCAAAAACCAGAGCAGGUGCAAGAACCAGAGCCAGAACCAGAGCCAGUGCAAGAACCAGAGGCAGUACAAGAACCAGAGGCAGAACCAGAGGCAAUGCAAGAACCAGAGCCAGAACCAGAGCCAGUGCAAGAACCAGAGCCAGAACCAGAGGCAGUGCAAGAACCAGAGCCAGGACCAGAGCCAGUGCAAGAACCAGAGCCAGGACCAGAGCCAGUGCAAGAACCAGAGGCAGUACAAGCAACAGAGCCAGAGCCAGAGUUAGAGCAGGAGCCAGAACCAGAGCCAGAACCAGAAACUGAACCGUCUCCUAAACCAAGCUCCGGUGUUGACACGCUCACUGCUUUGUCCGACACUCUGAUUUCUUUUGGCCCAAGUUCAACCAGCUUUAAGGACGAUGAGCCAGAGCUGGCAAAGAAAGAAGGAGGCUCAGCGGACAGUUACACAACAGAGAACAGUGUUGAACAAGAGCCAGCGCUCAGCAACUGUGAACCAAUAACAGACGAUCUCCUGGGUUUUAAUGAUCGUUCGGAAGAGUCAGCAGAGCCUGUUCCCCCCAGCCCUGGACGCUGGAGUCAGGAUCUGCUUAGCGGACUAGACAGUGAGUCAAGUCCAGAAAAAACCAGUGGCACCCUGGACCUCCUGGCCAAUGAUGUGAUUGUGAUCAACUCAGAGGCACGCAGCCUCAGCAUGCAGCGAGAGGAGGAGGAGAAGCAGACAGAUGAGACAGCCGAAGAAACACAAAGCCCCACAGAGACCGUCACUAUAACGACCAAAACUGUGAUCAUUACUGACAAAAGCGAAGAGGACAGUGCUGAUCCCUGGAGCUCACAUGUGACAACCAUAGUCACUGAGUCAAGCUCGGCUGAUCCGUUUGAUCCAUAUCCGAUAGGGACCACAUCCCCUAACAGCUCCUCUGACCUGCUCCAGCCCCUCUCAGAUAUUUCCAUCAACAGUGCAUCAGCAACUUCCAUGGAGAAGGAAAACUUAAGUCCAGAAACAAACAACACAUUGGAGCCCCUUGCAGACGACGUCAUCCCCAUCAACACUGACACCACAAGCACUCGGCGGUCAUGGACACGCACAUGGGAAACCAGCACACCACAGCAGACUAGCACAGAAGAGAGCCAGGAAGCCAAACCAGAGGCAGAAGGCCAAGCUGAAGAUCAGCAGACGCUGGUCAUGUUCGAGAGAAAGUCCACUGAGAAUGACUCCCCAUGGGACAGAUGGACAUCACCCACUGUCUAUACCAUCACCUCCAACGCUACAGAAGAGGAAGAAGAAGAAGAAGAAGAGGAGGAGGAGGAAGAGGAGGAGGAAAGCCCCGAGGAUACACAGACAGUCACAACCAUCACCACUAUCAGGGAGAUACACAGCGAGCCAGAGCCUGCUAUGGAUCGCUCUGAAACCUUUUCCAGGACCGUGAUAGAAGAGGAGCAGCGCGUCCAAACACCAGAACCCGACGCCAAAAGGGCGUUUGUGUACGUGAAGGAGUACGUGAAUGCAACUGAGCUGUCCUUGCAUAACCCCAGAGACAUAAUCGAUGGGGGGUCAGAUUAUUUGACUUCAAGCUCCGUCGGUUACUCCUACAGCAGCCAAUCCACUUACUCCACAGCCCCGCUGUCAUCCACCUGUACAUACUGCGGCGAGCAGGUGGGCAACGAUGCCAAGAUCACCAUCGAGCACCUCAACAUCAACUGCCACCCCGCCUGCUUCAAGUGUGAUGUGUGCACUAAGCCUAUGGGAGAACUUCUCUACAGCAUGUUCAUACACAAUGGGAAAGUCCACUGCGAGAGCUGCUACUCCGAAGUCAUCUGAUUAUCGAAGCUCUUCAGCAGCCUCUUAUCCACGUCCCCUUUCCUUCAUGUUCAUUUACAUAUAAAGUGAGAACUGCUUUCACAAAGUUUGGACCGAGUUUGGUUUGAACUUAGGAUUAUAAUAGUUUAAGGUGACCAAAGAGACUGUCAUAGUGAAUUUGAUUACUGAAUGUUGACACGUACAUUGUGCUGCAUUUCUGCUGUCAAACAUGUUACACAAGAUUAUUUUUUGUUUUCUUAGUGGUGAAAGCUGUUUCUGCCUCCGUUUACUAUGAAGGAUAUGUCUGUUCGACACAGUGUGUUACGUACAUAACUGAACAGACGAAAACUGGCAAGUGGGGUACAAUAUUAUACAUUAGAAAAUGACUUUGUUACAAAAUGUUUACUUCUUCUUGAUACAAAACACUGUGUUCACAUGAUGCUUUAACAAAAUAAAGUGAUUUCUAUAA